Xenopus laevis (African clawed frog) is the source of this 14047-nucleotide messenger RNA. RefSeq names its product Fraser extracellular matrix complex subunit 1 S homeolog (gene fras1.S). The transcript has 72 exons. NCBI's taxonomy places the organism in Eukaryota, Metazoa, Chordata, Amphibia, Anura, Pipidae. The record is from RefSeq and is a predicted model, not a curated record. The annotation marks the transcript as partial.
AUAUCAGCAGCUGUCUGGAUCCGAUGUCCUUGUGUAACUGAGCAGGUCCCUCCAGUGAUCUGUGGCCACACUUGUACCAUGAUGGAUUAUAGGAUACCGGGAUUUCACAUGAUUGUAAUUUUCUUUGGAUUUACACAGUUCAUUCUUCAUUCAGAAGGUGCCUGUAUCUAUCAAGGUUCCCUGUUUGCGAAUAACACAGAAUGGAAACCCGAUUCAUGUCAAGACUGCAUGUGCCAUGAUGAUAUUGUUGUAUGUGAGACCACCUCUUGCCGAGACCCCCAGUGUGACUCCUCAAAGGGAGAAGGUUUACAGAUUGAACCCAGCAAGUGUUGUCCUGAAUGUGGAUCAAGAACGCAAGGAUUUUGUCAACAUAAUGGAACAACCCAUGCUCAUGGAACCCAGUGGAAAGACUCUGAAUGCACAAUAUGCUCAUGUUGGAACAGCAAGUUUACAUGUACUUCGAAGCCUUGUCCUAACCUGAGAUGUAGAAAGGGGGAAAGUGAGCAUGUUGCACUGGGAGAGUGCUGCCCAGUGUGUGUAGGAACUGGAGAGCCUUGUUCUUUUAAUGGCAGCCAGGUACUGGAUGGAUUGGAGUGGAAGCUGAGCCAUUGUUCUAGGUGUUCUUGCAAGAAUGGUGUUAUGAAAUGCUUAACUGCAGAUUGUCUUCCUAAAGUGUGUGAAAAGGAUGAAACAUUGGCUGUUGUUCCAGGAAAGUGUUGUCCUGAGUGCCUUUCAAAAUCCUGUCAUGCUGGAGGAAAAACAUAUGAGCAUGGGGUGCAGUGGAAAAGAAAUCUUUGCACUACUUGUAAAUGCGACAAAGGACUUGUGAAUUGCCACACAAAAACCUGCUACCCUGUUACAUGCGACAAGGGCCAGACAAAGGUAAAGCGUGCUGGCAAGUGCUGUGAGCAAUGUCUGCCAUCUAAAGGAAGCUGUCUGUAUGAGGGCUCAAUGCGGUAUCAUGGAGAUCUCUGGAAUGGAAGUUCCUGUGAUUUCUGCUUGUGUGAUCGAGGGAAAGUCACCUGCCAGAAAGCCCAGUGUGCCAAAGUGGAAUGCUCAUGGGGGAAAGAACUAGUUCAUUUGGAUGGCAAAUGUUGUCCAGAAUGUAAGCCAAGUACAAGCUACUGUAUUUAUGAAGAACGUGGCAGUCAGAAUUCUGAUUCAGAUUUGAGUGGCAUUAAACAUUUGGUGAAUGGGGAGAAAUGGACAGAAGGGGCAUGCAGACAGUGUGAGUGCCAGCAAGGCCAGGUUGUUUGCUUCUCACAAUCGUGUCCCUCAUGUCCUCUUGGAACCCUUGCUUUGCGAGUGGAGGGAGAGUGCUGCCCGCAAUGCAGAACAGAUCACUGCAACCCAGACUGCUUAACCUGCUCUCAGUCUGUUGAAAACUGUGACAUCUGCCGUGAUGAGGCUCAUUUGCUCCAGAAGGGACACUGUGUGGUCAACUGUGACCCAGGCUUCUAUCAAAAUAGCAAAACAUGUCAAGAAUGUACAAAGUCCUGUUCCAGCUGUAACAAUGGAUUAGAAUGUACGUCCUGCGUGGGUUCCCUGCUGCUGAAACAUGGCCAGUGUGUCCCCACCUGUGGAGAUGGCUACUUUCAGCAACAUCAUAGCUGUAAAGCAUGCCAUGCAUGCUGUUUAGUGUGCCAUGGUGCCUCAGAAGGUGAUUGCAUUAUGUGCAGGGACCCCUCACAGGUGAUUCAAGGUGGCAAGUGUAUAAGCAGCUGUGGCAAUGGAUUCUACAAAUGGAAUGGAACCUGUGCAGCCUGUGACUCUAAGUGCCAGACAUGUUCACCUGACGGCAGAUGCUUUACUUGUGCCAAAGGCAGAAAGUUUCACAGAGGUACCUGUGUUUUGGAAUGCCCUGGUGGCUAUGCAGAUUCUUCUGGAUUGUGUAUAGCCUGUCACAGAGAGUGUGCAUCCUGUUUUGGUCCACUAGCCAACCAAUGUACUUCCUGUUUGCCUCCUCUUGCCUUAUUAAAAGGGCAGUGCCUUCUUGACUGUGGUGAAGGAUUUUUUUCUGAUAAAAGUGUCUGCUAUGCCUGCCAUCCAUCUUGUCGUGCCUGCCUGGGCCCAGAACACUUACAUUGCACAAAAUGCAUAAAGCCAGAGCAAGGGCUGCAGACAGUACAAGAAUAUGGAAGAAAGCCUUAUGGGACAUGUCAGGCUCAUUGCAAUCUCAAUUUCUAUAUGGACAGUGUUGGCAUCUGUCAAGAAUGCCACCUUUCCUGUAAAAGUUGCUCUGGUGGAGAUAAUAAGAACUGUACAUCCUGUCCCUCACAAUAUGUGCUACACAGAGGAGUCUGUUUGCAAAGAUGCCCUGAUGGAUAUUACAACAAGGAGUCAACUUGCUACAUAUGUCAUCCAUCUUGCAAGGAAUGCAGUGGGCCUUCUGAUGCAGACUGCCAGACCUGCCAUCCACAUGCUGUUCUUAGUGAUGGAAGCUGCAAAACCCACUGUACAGAUGGGCAGUACCUCAGCCUAGUGGGUUAUUGUGUGGAUUGUCAGCCUCAGUGUCAAUAUUGUGUUACAAACCUACAAGACACAGGCAGUGUUUGCUUGAAGUGCCAGUAUUCUCAAUACUACUUUCUUGAAGAUCGAUGUGUAUCUGAGUGUCCAGCUGGAUUUUAUACAGAGGGAAGAAACUGUAAACGAUGCAACUUCUCCUGCAAAACCUGCAGUGGACCAGGGAUGGAUUUCUGUACUUCCUGUGAGGAUGGUCUUGUUCUGUCUUACAAUAGCAUGUGCGUACAAAGCUGUUUCCAAGGUUAUUAUAGAGAUGGGCAGGUCUGCAAAGCAUGUAACAGUCAGUGUUUAACCUGUGACUCAGAAAGGAGUUGUACUUCUUGCAAAGAUCCAACCAAAGUGCUUCUUUUUGGGGAAUGCCUGUAUGAAAGUUGCACUCAGCAGUAUUAUCUUGACUACACCAGUGGAACCUGCAAAGAAUGUGACUGGAGUUGUAAUGCUUGCAAAGGGCCUCUGAAAAGUGACUGUCUGCAGUGUAUGGAACACUAUACUCUGCAUGCUGGAGCCUGUGUAGAACAUUGCCCAUCUGCCUUUUAUAAACAUGGGGAGACAUGUCGAGAGUGUGGAGAACACUGCCAUGUCUGUAGUGGGCCCUUUCAGUGCAUUCAGUGUGAGGCUCAAUUUUACUUACUGGAUGGCCAGUGUGUUAGUGAAUGUGGAAAACAGCACCGGGUAUCCCAAGCUGGCAGAAUUUGUCUUGUUUGUCCGCCUGGAUGCCUGGACUGUGAUGAAUCUAAAAGAUGUAAUCUGUGUGACGGGAAGACUUUUUUGAAGAAUCAAUUUUGUAUGUCUCACUGUGGUACUGGCUUCUCUGGCAAUCCUAUAAACAGAAGGUGUGAAGUGAAUGUCCAUGCCCCGUUACUUGUUGUGAAUGGGUCGCUUACAGUGGGAAUUGAUGCAAUGAGGCCUUUGGAUUUUUCCUUUAUGAAUGUGAAAGACCAGGAUAAUGAGGACAUAAGCCUCAUGUUUCAUGUAGUAACUGUCCCCACGAAUGGAUAUUUUGUAAAAUUCUUGGAUGGCAAAGAAGUUCACCUCAAUAAAGAUGCUCCAUUCAGUUGGAAGGAUUUGAAAGAACAAAGAGUGUAUUUUAAGCACAGCAGAGACAAAUCAAGGAAUGGGAUUUUUGCCUUAAAAGUCAGUGACGGACAAUUUUUUUCACAACCGAAAAACAUCAAUAUACAAGCAGUCUCAACAAAGGCAACUUACAUCCUUAAGAAUGAAGUUCUUGCGAUUGCCAGGGGAGAAGUAGGACCUAUAUCCAGUUCAUUGCUGGAUCUUCAAGAUGAUGACAAUCCCCAAGAUGUUGUAUUGACUGUUUUGGAAAGUCCAAGAAAUGGCCAAUUAGUUAUCCUUCCUGGGAAAUCUUCUGCCCACAAAUUCAGACUUGAUGACAUUAGAAAUGGAAUAAUUCACUAUGUUCAUGAUGGAUCAGACAGCCAUUCAGAUGUAAUUCUUUUCCAAGCCAGUGAUGGAUACCAUUUCUUGAAUAUUCUUUUCCAUGUGGAAGUUACCGAAAAGACCAGCAAAGGCCUUCAGCUUGUGCUAAACUCUCCUGUGUGGGUACCUGAGGGAGGAAUACUGCAAAUGUCCAAUAAGUUAUUGCAAGCCAGGGCUCCUGAUUCCACCAACUCGGAGAUCAACUAUACAAUCAUUAAUGAACACCCACGGUUUGGUGAUGUCUUUUUACUAGUGCCAAUGCCCGCUGAUGGCCCUGCAAAUGGAUGGCAGCGCCUGCCUGAUGGCAGAGUUGCAACACAAACUUCUUCGUUUACACAACAGGAUAUCAAUGAUGGACUUGUGUGGUAUAUACAGUCUGGAUCUCAUUCACAAGGGAGAGACUCAUUUACCUUCCAGAUUUCGAGUGCAGCUUCUCAGAUACCACAGGACAGUCAUGUCUUCAGCAUUGGUAUUGUUCCAAACCAUCCUGGGGCCCCUCAGUUGUCUCCUGGAUCAUCUCUUCAUAUGACUGCAUUUGAAGACCGUUUGACAGUGAUUGGAUCCCAUUAUCUUUCCUUUGUUGAUGCAGAGAGCCCAAGCGAAAAAAUAGUCUACAAUGUAACUGUGCCCUUGCGGCCAAAUGAAGGGACCCUGGAACACAAAGAGAGGCCCCUCUCCUCAGUGCCUUACUUCACACAGGCAGAUAUUAACCAAGGCAAGAUUAUAUAUCAACCACCCAGAGCUGCAACACAUCUGAGUGAAAUUGCUGAGUUUUCCUUUGCAGGACUUCCGGAAUCUGUGAGAUUCUUCUUUACAGUCUCAUAUGGGGAAUUCACCACAGCUGAAAUGCCAUUUACCAUCCAUUUGCUCUCCUCUGGACAUCAGCCACCUGUCUUCCAGCUGAAAUCCCCAUCUCUGGAGGUCACUCAGGGUGGCAGAGCUCCCAUUGGAGUUCAGCUAGCAGUAACUGAUACAUACACUGCACCAGAAGACUUGUUUUACCAGCUAGUGGAGCCACCCCGACAUGGCCUCCUAAUUAAAUCUGAAGCUGGUAUCCCGGAUCCCUUGAAUCCUGGGGAUACAUUCACAUAUGAAGAUGUGAACAGGAAUGUGCUACAUUACGUUCAUGACGGUUCAAUCUCUACAGAGGAUAGCAUAGGGAUUGCAGCAAUAAAUGGAAUCACAUCAAGCACAACAAUUGUGAGGGUAAUAGUCUCACCAGCAAAUGACAAUGGACCUCGUCUUUUUCCUGGCUCUCUAUUGGCUAUAACCGUGGCUAGUAGGAAGUCUGUUACUAUAAGAAGAGCAAAUCUUGCAUACAUGGAUAACAAUUCUCCUGAUUCAAGCAUCAGGAUCCAGUUGGUCUCCCUGCCAAUGUAUGGUAUUCUCACCAAGGCAAAGUCAGGUCAAUCUGCUGAAGAGCUCUCAGAAUUCUCCUCUUUUAGUAUGGAAGAUAUAAACAAUGGCAACAUUAAGUAUACUACAAUUAUUGAAUCUGACAGCCAAACAAUCACAGACAUUUUCCACUUUACUGUAUACAAUGCUCUCAACUUCCGUAUGGACAAUCAGAUGUUUACCAUAACAAUUACAUCUGCUGAGCGACAGCUUCCUGUCACUACAUCUGCCUCUGGAAUAACUAACAAGAAUGACGAACCACCUAAGAUUGUUGUUCUGCCUCUCAAAAUUCAUGCCAAAUCAGGAGCAGUAAUACAAAAUAGCUGCUUAAGUGUUCAGGACAUGGAUACUCAAGAUAAUGAGCUUGUUUUUGCUGUAAUUAAAACGCCAACAAAUGGCCACCUUCGAAGGAGGCAGUUUUAUUCAGAGCCCUUUGAUAAUGGAAGGGUUCUUAUGCAAGGAGCAACUUUUACCUACCAAGAUGUUCUGGAUGAGCUAAUUGUUUACACCCCAGAGCAUAUGACUAUUGCAUCAGAUGAAUUCAGAUUCUCCCUAUCAGAUGGAGUCUUUACUGAGAAUGGAAGGGUUCAGAUUUCCAUAGAACCUCAAAAGAAGGAGCCUCCAAGGAUGACUAUAAACAGAGGCCUACAAAUUUCAGCAGGGUCAAAAAUAGGGUCAAUAGCUACAAUCACUGAUCAGUAUUUAAAGGGAACAGAUAUAGAUUCAGAUGUCGCUAAGCUUAGAUUCAUCAUAAAGAAGGAUCCAACAGUUGGGAGGCUACAGAUGUCAAAGAACAACAACCUGGUGCAAAUAUCUGCAAGGGGCCCAGUUAGUAGCUUUACCCAAACAGAUAUUAAUAAAGGGUUUAUUCAAUACAAGCAUGAGAAAGGAGACCCAGGUGGAAGCUUUGCCUUCAAGUUUGAUGUGGUUGACCCAGAAGACAAUAAACUGAUUGACCAGUCAUUCUACAUUAGCAUAAUUGAAGAUAAAUUUACACCGUCCAUAACUGCAAAUAUAGGUCUUACUUUGGAUGAAAACUCUUUGAAAAAAAUCACCACUCUACAGCUGUCAGCCACUGAUCAGGACAGUGAGCCUCGAGAGCUCUUCUUUCACAUUACUAAGCAGCCCAGUCUUGGUCACCUUGAGCAUGUGGGAACUCCAGGAAGAAAAAUUAGCAGCUUCAGCCAGGCAGACCUGGAGUCUCGCAGCAUCCAGUACAUUCACACCAGCGCAGAGGAAAAGCAUUCUGAUGAUUUCACCUUUACAGUUUCUGAUGGAUUCAAUGAGGUAUCUCAAACAUUUUAUAUCACCAUUAAUAAAGUGGAUGACUCUUUGCCUGUGGUGCACAAUUUGGGCAUGAGAGUGCAGGAAGGGGUGCAAAAAACCAUCACAGAAUUUGAGCUAAAAGCAGUGGAUGCUGAUACUGAGGCGGAAUCUAUCACGUUUACCAUCAUUCAGCCUCCUCAGUAUGGUGUGAUUGAGAGGAGUAUCAAUGGGCAGAGCUAUCGACAGGCCACUACUUUCACUAUGGAUGACAUUUACCAGAACAGGAUCAGUUACAAUCAUGAUGGAAGUAACACCCUUAAGGAUCGAUUUUCUUUCACUGUUUCGGAUGGUACUAACCCAUUCUUCAUUGUGGAGGAAGGAGGCAAAGAAAUUGUAACUGCAGCCCCUCAGAGGUUUAAGGUGGAGAUUCUUCCAGUGGAUGACGGAACUCCAAGAAUUGUCACCAAUCUGGGUCUCCAGUGGCUGGAGUACAUGGAUGGCAAGGCAACCAACUUUAUUACAAAGAAGGAACUAAUGACUAUGGAUCCAGACACAGAAAACAAGAAUCUGAUCUAUGAAAUAUCAAGUGGGCCUUCACAUGGCCAUUUGCAAAACAAACUGAAACCUGGUGCUCAGCUCACUUCCUUUACACAAGAGGACAUAAAUCUGGGUCUGAUACAAUAUAUUCUACAUGAAGAUAAGCAGAAAGAAACAAUGGAUAACUAUAAGUUCCUUGUGAAAGACAGUAAACCUAAUGUGGUCGACGACAACAUGUUUCAUAUCCAGUGGUCUCUCAUUGGCUUCACACAUAUGAGCUACAAUGUGAGUGAGAAAGCGGGCUCCAUCAGCAUCACAGUAAAGAGAAGUGGAAAUCUGAACCAGUAUGCUAUAGUGCUGUGCCACACAGAACAGGGAACAGCCACGUCAAGCUCCAGUGUGGGCCUGAAACAUAGGCAGCAGGAUUAUGUGGAGUAUGCAGGACAGGUGCAGUUUGAUGAACGUGAGGAUACUAAAACUUGCACUAUCAUUAUAAAUGAUGAUGAAGUGUAUGAGAACAUUGAACAAUUCACAGUGGAGCUCAGCAUGCCUGUGUAUGCCCUACUGGGUCACAUCACUAAAGCCACAGUUAACAUUAAUGACACGGAGGAUGAGCCCACCCUGCAGUUUGAGAAGAAGAUAUACCGUGCCAAUGAAAGUGCAGGGCUCCUGUCUGUUCCCAUUGAAAGAAAAGGUGAUCCUACCAGUAUUGUGUCUGCCAUUUGCUACACAUUGUCUAAAUCAGCCAAAGGCAGCAGUUUCUAUGCACUUGAAUCAGGCUCUGAUUUUAAGUCCAGAGGAAUGUCCAAUGAACAUCGUGUUGUUUUCGGACCUGGAGUUACAAUGUCAAUCUGUGAUGUGAAACUGAUUGAUGACAGUGAGUAUGAGGAAGAGGAAGAAUUUGAAAUAGCUCUGGCUGAUACCUCUGAGAACGCAAGAGUAGGAGACAUUGCUGUAGCCAAAGUUAUGAUUGAAGGACCCAAUGAUGCCUCCACCAUCUCCCUUGGAAAUGCUACAUUCACUUUUAGUGAGGAUGCAGGCUCUGUUGAAAUACCUGUAAUAAGAAGUGGACCAGAUCUUUCUGUUCCUACUUCAGUGUGGUGCGCAACCCGCUCGUCUGAUCCUCCUUCUGCAACUCCUGGAAUUGAUUAUGUCCCCAGCUCCAAAAAGAUAGAAUUUAGGGAAGGGAAAACCACUGAGUACUGUACUUUGACUAUAAUGGAUGACACACAGCACCCUGUGAUUGAAGGACUGGAGACAUUUGUGGUUUUCCUAAGCUCUGCGCAUGGGGCUGAACUUACCAAGCCAUUUCAGGCUACGGUGAGAGUAAAUGAUACAGUCCAGGAUGUACCCAGCAUGCAGUUUGGUAAGGAGGUAUUCACAGUAAAGGAGAAAGAUGGAGUCUUGCAUGUGCCUGUGCUGCGUACUGGGGACUUAAGCAAUGAAUCUUCAGUACGCUGUUACACACAGUAUCAAACUGCGAGAGUAAUGGAUGACUUUGAAGAAAGGAGAAAUUCCGAUGACUCUCGAAUUAUAUUUUUGAAAGGAGAAAAAGUGAAAAAUUGCACUGUUUUAAUAAAUGAUGACUCCGUAUUUGAGCCAGAAGAACAGUUUAAGAUUUACCUUAGCAAUCCUCUUGGAAGUCACUGGAGUGGAGCUAGGACUGGGAAAAAUUACAUAGCUACCAUUACUAUUUCCAAUGAUGAGGAUGCACCAACUAUUGAAUUUGAUGAAGCUACAUAUCAGGUGAGAGAACCUCAGGAACCAGAUGGUAUUGCAAUGUUAAAGAUUAAAGUGGUCAGGAAAGGAGAUCAGAACAGGACAUCAAAGGUUCGCUGCAGCACACGAGAUGGGUCUGCUCAGUCUGGAGUUGAUUACUACCCCAAAAGUCAAGUUUUAAAGUUCAGCCAUGGUGUAGACCAUAUCUUGUUCAAGGUGGAGAUUCUGUCCAAUGAAGACAGGGAGUGGCAUGAAUCAUUUUCACUGGUUCUUGGCCCAGAUGAUCCCAUUGAGGCUGUUCUUGGUGACAUCACCACAACCACGGUCACAAUCCUGGACCAGGAAGCCGCAGGCAGUUUAAUUUUACCAUCCCCUCCUAUUGUUCUGUCAUUAUCUGAUUAUGACCACGUGGAAGAGGUCACCAGGGAAGGUGUGAAAAAGUCUCCAUCUCCUGGAUAUCCAUUGGUGUGUGUGACACCAUGUGAUCCUCACUUUCCAAAAUACACACUGAUGAAGGAGCGUUGCUUGGAGGCUGGCAUCAACCAGUCUACAAUCCUAUUUAUCUGGGAAGUAGCAACACCAACAGAUUCCAUUGGGGCCAGAUCCCCCUUUGAGACAAUCACUGACACAACUCCUUUUACUGGUGUCAAUCACAUGGUCCUGGACAGCAUUUACUUCAGUAGGCGGUUCCAUGUACGGUGUGUUGCCAAAGCUGUGGAUAAAGCGGGACAUGUUGGGACACCACUACAAAGUAACAUUGUAACUAUAGGAACAGAUAGUGCAAUCUGCCACACUCCUGUGGUAUCGGGAACUGCCCGAGGAUUCCAAGCACAGUCUUUUAUUGCCACAUUGAAAUACCUGGAUGUGAAACAAAAAGAACAUCCCAAUAGGAUUCACAUUUCUGUGCAGAUUCCACAUCAAGAUGGAAUGUUGCCUUUAAUUUCAACGAUGCCACUGCACAACCUCCACUUCCUUCUUUCGGAGUCAGUUUACCGACAACAGCAUGUUUGCUCCAACUUGGUCACUGUUCGUGAUCUUCGAGGCAUCUCAGAGGCUGGAUUCCUGGAUGAGGUGACAUAUGACAGCAUAGCUGUUGGCCCUGGCUAUGAUCGGCCAUACCAGUUUGAUCCAAAUGUCAGAGAACCAAAAACUAUCCAACUCUACAAACACCUAAACCUAAAGAGCUGCAUAUGGACAUUUGAUGCCUAUUAUGACAUGACUGAACUUAUUGAUGUCUGUGGAGGAGCAGUGACAGCAGAUUUUCAGGUGAGAGACUCUGCUCAGUCCUUUCUGACAGUCCAUGUGCCUUUGUAUGUGUCUUACAUAUAUGUGACAGCGCCAAGAGGAUGGGCAUCCUUGGAGCAUCACACAGAGAUGGAAUUCUCAUUCUUCUAUGAUACUGUUCUCUGGAGGACUGGGAUUCAGACGGACAGUGUGCUCUCUGCAAGGCUUCAGAUUAUUAGAAUUUAUAUCCGUGAGGAUGGCCGUCUUGUCAUUGAGUUUAAAACUCAUGCCAAAUUUAGAGGUCAGUUUGUCAUGGAGCAUCACACCCUUCCAGACAUGAAAUCCCUCAUUAUGGCCCCUGACCACUUGGGUGGAAUUGAGUUUUAUUUGCAGCCUCUGUGGAGCUCUCAGACCUUUGACUCUCCAUAUCAGCUGUGGAGAGCGACCAGUUCAUACAGCAGGAAAGACUAUUCAGGAGAGUACACCAUUUAUCUGAUUCCCUGCACUGUGCAGCCUACACAGCCAUGGAUUGAUCCUGGAGAUAAGCCCCUGGCUUGUACAGCUCAUGCCCCAGAAAGGUUUCUUAUUCCUAUAGCCUUCCAGCAGACUAACCGCCCUGUUCCUGUCGUAUACUCAUUAAACACUGAGUUUCAGCUUUGUAACAAUGAGAAGAUCUUUUUAAUGGAUCCCACCAAAACUGAAAUGUCCUUGGCUGAAAUGGAUUAUAAAGGAGCAUUUUCAAAAGGUCAGACUCUUUAUGGUAGAGUCCUCUGGAAUCCAGACCUGAACCUCAACUCAGCCUACAAACUUCAGCUUGAGAAGGUUUAUCUUUGCACAGGAAAAGAUGGAUACGUGCCUUUCUUUGACCCAACUGGGACAAUUUACAAUGAAGGUCCCCAGUAUGGUUGUAUACAACCUAAUAAACACCUGAAGCACAGGUUUCUGCUCUUGGAUCGCAACCAGCCUGAGGUGGCUGAUAAGUAUUUCCAUGAUGUCCCUUUUGAUGUUUGCUUUGCAUCAGAUUCACCAGAUUUUUAUUCCAUGAGCAGUAUGCCUGGAGUAGAUGGAUUUACAAUGAAAGUUGAUGCACUGUACAAGGUGGAAACCGGACAUCAGUGGUACCUUCAGGUGAUCUACAUUAUUGGCCCAGAGACAAUGGCAGGGCCAAGAGUUCAGAGGUCUCUAACCUACCAUCUUAGACGUAACCGCAGAGAUAUAGUAGACAAGAACGGCAGACUGACCCUGGAUGAUUCUUUGAUUUAUGACAAUGAAGGAGAUCAAGUCAAAAAUGGCACCAACAUGAAAAGUUUAAGUCUAGAAAUUGAGGCUGCUGCAGCUUCCUCCUCACAGACUGGGGCUUCUGUUGGAAGUGCCUUUGCAGCUAUAAUGCUGUUAAUGCUAAUUCUAUUGACUGUUUGCCUUAUAACACAGAAAUGUAGAAGAAAUAAAAAGAAAAUGCUUCCCAGGGAUAAGGUAGAGGAAUACCCACUCAACACAAAGGUGGAAGCAUCUAGGAAAAACAUAGACAGGGUAGAAAAGAAUUUCAACAGGCAGCAUUUCACUGUCAGAAAUAUCAACCUUCUCAAUGAAAACAAAGACACCUAUGAAGUGAAAGGUGUCAAGGUGAAGCAAGUCAAUCUUGAAGUUAAAGUACACAACAAUCUACAUGAUGGAACAGAAGUUUGAUGCCAUAGUCACAGCCUAACACUUAUCAUUAUUUGUAUAUUUUUUUAUAAAGUGUAAUAAUAGAAAAAAGCACCAGUAUUUUUAUAAUCUGGGCUGGAAAAGGGAAAAGUAAUGGAUGAGUGUUGGGUGGGCAGUAUGUGCUUCAGCUCACAACUGAACUACCUCGUUAUGCCCAAGAUGUCAGAUACAGGGGCACGAUGUUCUGUCUUUCCCACUGCCCUAACAAUGCACUGCACAUGUUGAACACACUGCCACCAUAGGUCAAUUAUUUGCCAUGUUACAUGUACCCCUUUCUGAUGACCACGCACGAGUCUACAUUGGUCUCAUCAUUUUUUUACUCUUAUCAAGUGCCUCCCUGCAUAAUGGAUUAUAAAGAGGGGGAAAUUGGGAGACAAAGAAAAUGCCAACAUUUUCUAGCUCACUAGAAUGAAGGAUGACAAAAAGUACAUUUAAAAAGUCACCAAGAGAAUGGGGAAUGUAACAGGAGGCAUUUUGUUAGAUUUUCUUGAAUCGGGCAAAUCCCAUAUACAUUUUUGCUAUUUUUUAUACCUGUGUUUCACUGAAUGGACUGUCCUUCAAGGAACUUGAGCUUAUGCUUUUCAAUGUCCCCUUAUGGAACCUACAGGCUCAUCUCAAAGGAAUCUGUAGAAUUGCCUGGUGCACUUUGGGUUAAAUGUCUGCUCACUAGGCACGCAUGGGUUGUAGUCGAAGAAUGAUAUACAUAAAGCACACAUGGUGCACAGAGAAAGAUAUAGUACCAUAAGUCUUUCAGUGUUGCUUAUAUUUGCAGUCAGUCUUUGUCGCCAGUGCAGUGACCUCAUACACUACUUAGGUAGAAAAAUACCCGUGUGGAAGAGCCCUGCAUAUGUUCAAAAACUAUUUACACACAAUACCCUAUGUAGAAGGAAGGUAGCCAGGAAAUCAAAAAAUUUAGGAUUUGUCUCACAUUAGAGAACACUCAUAGACUGAUAUGAUUUUAAGUGGUCAGAUAACCUUCUGCUUCAAACUCUCAUUUUCUAAUUUUCUACUCUUAAGAAAUUGCAUAUUGCAUUGUAUAUCUAUCUAUUAAUGCUGGAAGUGAAUUAAUUUGUCCUUGACGGAAUAAGGCUUUUUGUUAAAAUUGGAAUUUAUAACUUCGUUAUUAAAGAAAGACAAAACACAAAAAAGUUGUGGCUUUAUACAACCCCACAUGUGCAAUACAGGCAGCUUGUUUCAAUGCCCAUAACGUGCAUGUUUGGCAGUCUCAGCAGCUCUAGCCACACUGUCAUAGGUGAUAAUAUUUAGGGAUGUUUAGUGACAAGUCCCAGUACCACAAUUUAUCACAAUUUAUUAUUAUUAUUAUUAUUAUUAUUAUUAUACCACAAUUUAUUAAUACGUUUACAAAUUUCCAUUGUUAUUUUGUGGAUUACAGAAUCUUGUGUUUUUGAUAUUGAGAUUUUUUUUGGCAAUGCUUUGGCAUGUAUUAUUUUCUCCAUUUUCAUUGUUAUCAAAGACACUGGUAUGGACCGAAGAAAGUAUUUUUUAUACAUGUUCUAUGCAAUUUGACCCCUUUUUGGAGGUGAAACUUGAUUUCCAGACUACAGUAUAGGGUGCCUAUGCAUUUCUAUAUUUAUAGCUUAUAUAUUUGGACAGUAAAACAUAGGCAAGCACUGAUGGAGUCUGAGAAAGAAGCCACAAUUUUGGCAAAAAAGGAGAAAGAGAAAAAAUAUAUAUAUAAACUGUUUGCACUUCACAAUUAAUGUUGACUACUUGUAUGUAAUAUUUCAACCAUUGUCCAAAAUAAGUUAUCAUUUGUAAAUACACACUUGAUAUUAGAAUUGUUGGUGUAUUGCCUGGACAGUCAAACAAGCAGAUUAAGAAAAAUGUUUGUAAAGGAGCUCACCAUUUUCUAUUUUCUUGGUGCAACUCAGUUGUAGAUGGUUCAGCUAAAAUAUUCCAAUAAUGUUCCUCCACAUUACAAAAUAUUUGGUAUUUUUUUCAUAUAUAAAUGCUACAUGACAAUUUCUAUGGAUAGAAGAUCUACCCUUUAUAUGGUGUGUGUAAGGGCAAUAUAAAUGUUUUUAGCAUUGUGCACCUCUGUAUGAAAUGCAACAUAUCCGUGACACAAGUAAAGGCAUUCGCUGGUGGUCUGUAGAACAUUUCCCUUCGUCAGCAUGUUGUUGCAGAUGUAUCCUGAUUUCUUCCUUAAAAAAGAACUAAAGCAUAACCAAAGAAGUAGGCUAGAAAUGUUGUACAUUGUAUUUUAAAAUUCUGUACCAGC